AUGAAAUCUUUCACUACCGUCGCAGUUGUUGCUGCGAUUGCUGCUACAGCAUCGGCUAAGAAGUGCCAAAACAUCACGGUCCCAGUGACAAUAUCUGCCCGGAACGGCUACUUCGAUCCAGCUAUCGUACCAGCGACCGAUAUCGAUGUCACAAACAUCAUCCUAGACCUGGGACAGCUGGGAAAGAACUACACCCAAGCGCAGCUGAAGAGCUACAAGACCGUACACGGCUCCUAUGAACUCGCUACGACCUACUGCGCGCCAGACAAGGGAGACCCUAAUGUAGUGCAAGUGCUUACUCAUGGUGUCGGCUUCGACCGCAGCUACUGGGACUUGCCCUUCAACAACUACAACUACUCAUACGUGAAUGAGGCAGUCGACCAUUAUGGCUACGCCACCUUCUCCCACGACCGACUCGGAAUUGGAAUGUCAUCGAAAGGUGAUCCCCUCAAUGAGAUUCAGGUCCUGCUCGAGGUUGCCGCUCUGAAGGCUCUCACCGACAAGCUCCGAGCCGGUCAAAUUGCCAACGUCCCCAAGUUCCAAAAGGUCCUGCACGUUGGCCAUUCCUUCGGAUCCAUUAUGAGCUACGCCCUGACUGCUCAGUACCCUACUAUCUCUGAUGGUCUUGGUCUGACUGGCUUCUCUCAGAACGGCUCGUUCAUCGCCUCUUUCUUGAACGGAAACAACUUCCGUCAAGCCAAUGCGUUCCCACAGUUCGCUCAGCUUCCCAAGGGCUACUUUGCCCCUGCUUCGGAGCAAGGCGUGCAACUCAGCUUCCUGUCACCAGGCGACUUCGACCCAGCUCUCCUUCCAGUAUUUUUCAAGACUGGCCAGCCCGUCACCAUCGGCGAACUUCUUACGCAAGGCGGCGCAGCUGGUGCUCCAAACCCAAUCAAGGCGCCUGUGCACAUUGUCACCGGCGAGCGCGAUAUUCCAUUCUGUGGCGGCAACUGCUUCUCCGCGCCGACAGGUCUCCAGAGCAUCCCCGAGUCUUCCAAAGCUAUGUUCAAGAACGCGUGCCCAUUCAAGGUCAGCAUCAUCCCACGAGCCGGACAUGGAUUGAACCAGUUGUACAGCCACGUUCAGACAUACAAGGAGAUCUUGGAUUUCUUCGUGCAGAACGGUGUUGCGCCGGGUGGAUACCAGCCACCAUACGGCGGAAAGCCUCACGGAUACUAA
Molecule: messenger RNA, 1179 nt
Organism: Cercospora beticola
Lineage: Eukaryota; Fungi; Ascomycota; Dothideomycetes; Mycosphaerellales; Mycosphaerellaceae
Product: alpha/beta fold hydrolase
Source: RefSeq, a predicted model, not a curated record